Molecule: messenger RNA, 612 nt
Organism: Wallemia ichthyophaga EXF-994
Lineage: Eukaryota; Fungi; Basidiomycota; Wallemiomycetes; Wallemiales; Wallemiaceae
Exons: 3
Coding region: 1-612 (203 amino acids)
Source: RefSeq, a predicted model, not a curated record
AUGACUUAUAAAUCUGAAAAUACGAAAACUAUCGUCUUUGGCUCGGUAAUCGCCACGGGUGUACUCGCUGUCGUUGUAUUCGUCAUCGUUCUUUGCUGGCAGAUUAGAAGGAAAGCUGCGGAUUACAAGAACGAUGAGAGUAAUAUUCAAUACAAGAAUUCCCCUCAAGACAAGCUCUUUCAGUCGAAUCACAACACGAGUCAUAUAAACCUUAAAUCGCCUACAACGACUCCCUCAACUAGGUCCAGUGCUAGCUCCUUCUUUAAUCAGCCCAGUUCCUGGAUAGAUAAAGACUUUAACCAAUUGAUUAACAAGGAGAGCAUAAAAGGUGUUAAGUUUAGCAAUAAAUUAGAAUUUGUCGAUGACCACCCGCAAUCGCCAUUAUCUUCCACCUGGUCACUUGACCCAGAGUCUAAAAACUCACGCAGCUCCUUGGCUUAUUUGAAUGAGCUACCAAUAAAACCCAAACCAGCAGCGAAUACUGCGAACAAAUCCAGUCACUUAACUUUAAUGGUUGACAAAGACAUGGUCAAAGAUGUUCUACCAAGCUAUUAUAAAGAUGAAGAUAGUGUAUUCAACGUUUAUCAUGAGAGGUGCAAAAGCUUAAGAUGA